CUUCUUACAGGAGUGUGAAUUCAACAAAAUGUCGGAUAAUAGCGUAUUACGUGUUGUGUGGAAUGGGAAUCUACGUGCAGUGUCUGCAUCGGGGUCAUGUACUCGUUGGUAUUUUACGUUUAAUGACAACGAGUGCGAUAACCCCUUUCCAAUAGACACAUCUAUGCAUACUCAUGGGAGUCAGAAUAUGCAUGUUGGCAUAUCUGUUGAAGGAAUGUGUUAUGGUAUUGGUAAAGGUGAAAUUCGUGUAGCUUUCCAUGUAUCUACUCCCUGUAGUGGACAUCCUGCUUCGGAUGCUUAUACUGGCUGGCAAUCAGUAUCUAGGAUCAUCAUAGAAGAAAUACCCAUAGCCCAGUAACGGUUCGAUUGUUUCAAGAUAGGGCUUUUCGACAUUAUAUUAACGACUGAAAAGCGUCACAA
Saccoglossus kowalevskii is the source of this 420-nucleotide messenger RNA. Its product is annotated as collagen triple helix repeat-containing protein 1-like. The record is from RefSeq and is a predicted model, not a curated record. Lineage: Eukaryota; Metazoa; Hemichordata; Enteropneusta; Harrimaniidae.